This is a messenger RNA of Leptopilina boulardi, 1514 nucleotides long. It is a transcript of the gene Syx18, whose product is annotated as syntaxin-18. Gene Ontology annotation, biological process: retrograde vesicle-mediated transport, Golgi to endoplasmic reticulum. The record is from RefSeq and is a predicted model, not a curated record. The transcript has 2 exons. Lineage: Eukaryota; Metazoa; Arthropoda; Insecta; Hymenoptera; Figitidae. Gene Ontology annotation, cellular component: SNARE complex; endoplasmic reticulum. Bases 263 to 1216 code for a protein of 317 amino acids.
UUACAUUCAUGUUUUUGUCAACGUCAAUAUGUGAAUUGUACAAAUUAAUUAUAUUAAUUAAUAAGUUAGUUCUUUAUUAAAUUCUUUGUAAAUUAGUGUUUUUUAAAUAAUUUUAUAGUUAUUAUUUCAAUUUAUAGUGAAGAUUGUUUAAACUACAGUAAAAAAAAUCAACGUGAAUAUGUUUGAGGUAUAGUCCAUUAAUUAGGAAUUCGAUUUAAAAAAAAAACUUUAUAAUAUUCAUUAAUACUAAAUCGAAAUAAAUAUGGAUGUCAGUACUCUAUUUCGAACUUGUGUGCAAAUUGUACAUCAGACUAAUAAAAUUAUUGACAAUGACAUAAAUUUAAAGUCAUCUUAUAAAAUACGUCGUAAACAAAGUCCAUUUAUUAUUAAAUCACAAGCAGUUGUAACACAAAUUGCAAAAUUACGUGAAUUUUUGCUUGAAAAUCGUCCAGCGUAUUUAAAUUUUUCUAAUCAUUUAUCAAAUAAAACACAUAUGACAGACAAUGAUCGUGAUGAAAUUGAUGCUGGUGCACAACAAAUAAUGACAAAAUGUUCUCAAUUAAUUAAAGAAUUAAGACGUGAAAUUGCAAAAAGUGAAGUGUCACCGCAAAAUACUGAACAUCGUGAAAUAAUGUUAAUUUUAAUUGAAAACUAUUUAAAAAAUGUAUGUAAAAUUUAUUCCGAACAAAAAGCAAUACGUGUAAAAAGAGCAAUUGAAUAUCGUAAAGUUGCUAAACUUGAAAUAGAUUCUAAAAAAUCAUUAAAUUUACCUUCAAUUGGUAAUAAUAAUAAUAAAAAAGAAAAGGAGUCUGAUAUUAAUAAAUCAUCAAUGACAAUUCCAGAAAUUGAUAACGAUAUAAAUGGUACAUUAAAUUUUGAUCAAGAAUUAUCGCCAGAGGAUAUUCAAAUGUUUGAAUCAGAAAAUGAACAACUUUACAAUGAAUUAAAUACAUUAACUGAAGAAGUAAAACAAAUUGAAACUAAAGUUGUUCAUAUUGCCGAAUUACAAGAAGCAUUCACCGAAAAGGUCAUGGAUCAAGAUAAAGAUUUAGAUCGUUUAAUGACAACUGUCGUUGGUUCAACGGAAAAUGUUAAAGAAGCCAAUGAACAAAUUCGUCAAGCAAUUCAAAGAAAUGCCGGCCUCAGAGUUUGGAUAUUAUUCUUUUUAAUAGUAAUGUCUUUUACACUUUUGUUCUUAGAUUGGUAUAAUCCAUAAGAAAAAAAAAUUAGUGUAUAUAAUAUACGAUUUCUUUAUAUUUUAAAUCCAAGAUUUAUAUUAUGAAUAUUUUUUUUCAAAUGAUGGAGAUAAAAAGAAUAUUUUUAAUUAAAACAAUUAAACAAAAAAAGUAACGUUUUAUCUAUAGUGUAAAUUAUAAAUAAGGAAGGAGAAAUAUAUUUAUAACAAAAUAGAAAGAGAGAGAGAGUCUUUGCCAAAAUAUGUUGGUAUAUUGUAUCAUCAAAAAAUUGUACAUAAUUACCACUACUUAUACAAUAAAGAUUGUAAUAUAUGUAUA